ACGACAGACGCAGUCCUGGGACCCCCCGGAACGCACCCACACCCGCAGAAAAGGGACCCAUGCUGGGCCACAUGGCAGAGAAUAAACCAUACCGCUAUGGCCUCAUCACUCUGGGGUUGGUGCUCGUUGCGCUGGGCGUCUUUCUGAUGGCCGUGGAGGAGCCGCAGGUGUUCAUCAUGUUCUGCACUAUGGGUGCACUGAUGGUAGCUGUGGGAGCAGUGUGGAGCGUAUGCCAGUGCUAUCCAAGGGUCACGCUCAUACUUGCGGAGGAGGAAGCACAGGGGAGCAGUGGGAAACCGGAGCUGUGUGCAGGAGCGGAAGCUCUCCAGAUCAGUGACACUUUGACAGAAUGCUUCAGGGCACCUCUGGCUAGUUUCAGUGAUGAUGGAGAGGGGACUGAAGCCUCCUUGCAAACCCAGACAGAGAGCAAAGUUCCUAAGCUCCCAGUCACCGCCCACAGUUCUCCCAGUGUGCACCGGGGCCUUUCAAGCGCCACUCGUCUCGGCGGGACUACUGAGCUGAGCCCCGAGGCUGAGUUGUACUACGGGAAGGUGGAUGACUCCUGCUACUUCACCUCAGAGCUGGACAGUGAAUGAAGCGCCGAGAGUUUGCUCUCCUUUUAAAUCGGUGGCGCCUGUAACUUCUCUGGGUAUAUAUGCGAUACGGGCGUAGCAAAUACCGAGUGACGCUACCGCACUUCUCCAAAUUCAGCGAUGUCAUAACAGCACACACAUGCAUCCAAGCUAGUGACCUUUGGUUCAUAUUUCCAUGGAGACACAAGGACAGCAGUGAAUGCAGUUAAUAAGGGAGAGGAAGUUAAGCAACUCUCUCUCAUAUAUAUAUAUAUAUAUAUAUAU
Molecule: messenger RNA, 857 nt
Organism: Electrophorus electricus (electric eel)
Lineage: Eukaryota; Metazoa; Chordata; Actinopteri; Gymnotiformes; Gymnotidae
Gene: bsnd
Product: barttin CLCNK type accessory subunit beta
Biological process (GO): chloride transport
Cellular component (GO): basolateral plasma membrane
Molecular function (GO): chloride channel regulator activity
Source: RefSeq, a predicted model, not a curated record